AUGGGAACAGCUGGCAGACCCGACAAGCCUGCGUCGCACAGGGAUCGUUCCAGAUCACGAAGUCAAGAAGAUCGUUUUAAGGAUCGCGGGCGUCGACCAGAGAGACCAGAAGCGAGAGAAGAUAGGUUCAGAGACGGGCGUGCUGACGAGAGAAGAGAUGGACGCGGUGACGAAAGGCGGGAUGGCCGAGGAGACGAGAGAAGAGAAGGUCGGGGUGAAGACAGAAGAGAUGGACGCGGAGAAGAAAGAAGGGACGCGCGGCCUGAUGAACGGAGAGACCGAGGUGAUGACAGGAGAGACCGGCCUGGGCGAAAUGAAGAUCGGAAUGCCGACCGCGGCCGACCUCCAAUCAAAACAGAGCCCAAAUCACGUGAUCGCAAAUCCAGAUUCGCCGAUGCGGAUGACAACAAGGAAUACGACUGGGGUAAAGCAGACGUUAAUAAAGAGGAUGGCAAGACUUCAGCAGAUAAGGAAAAGCCUAACUUUGGUUUGUCUGGUAAACUGACGGCCGACGCCAAUACGGUCAAUGGAGUUGUCAUCAAGUACACCGAACCUGAUGAUGCUAAGCAGCCUAAGAGGAGAUGGAGAUUCUAUCCCUUCAAAGGAGAUAAAGCAUUGCCUAUCCUGUACAUACACCGUCAGUCAGCGUUCCUGAUCGGGCGAGACAAGAAAGUGGUGGACAUCGCAUUGGAGCACCCUUCCAUUAGCAAGCAACACGCCGCGCUACAGUACCGCGCCACGCCAUUCACGAGACCCGACGGCACGCAAGGACGCAGGGUUAGACCUUACGUUAUAGAUUUAGAGUCUGCAAACGGUACUUUCGUAAAUAAUAAGAAAAUCGAAGCCCGUCGGUAUGUGGAACUACUUGAGCGUGACGUAGUGAAGUUUGGGUUCUCCCAAAGGGAGUACGUGCUUCUACAUGAGAACAGCAAGGACGACGCACAGGACGACGACCACCACGACCCACCCGCUAUUGGUGGCAAUGUCACCACCACCGAACAGUUGAAACACGAGAAACGGAUGAAGCAAGAAAUUGCCGAAGACGGCGAAUAG
This is a messenger RNA of Spodoptera littoralis (African cotton leafworm), 1053 nucleotides long. The record is from the annotation of a GenBank genome assembly. NCBI's taxonomy places the organism in Eukaryota, Metazoa, Arthropoda, Insecta, Lepidoptera, Noctuidae.